Molecule: messenger RNA, 1545 nt
Organism: Cyclocybe aegerita
Lineage: Eukaryota; Fungi; Basidiomycota; Agaricomycetes; Agaricales; Hemipholiotaceae
Source: the annotation of a GenBank genome assembly
AUGAUUAAUUCGCUGAUCCUCGAUACGCUCUUCGUCAGCCUUACCUUGUUCUUACUGUACCGCCUCUACGAGAGGAAAUCAAGACUUCACGGACGCCUCCCGCUGCCGCCGGGACCCAAAGGUCUUCCCAUUGUUGGCAACAUAUGGGACAUACCCGCAGAAUAUGAGUGGAAGACGUAUCAUAAAUGGUGCAAAGAGCUUGACACGGAUCUCCUUCACCUGAACCUCGCUGGAACAUCUAUGAUCAUCAUCGAUACAUUCGACGCUGCCACUGAGCUGCUUGACCGGCGGUCGUCUCUGUAUUCCGGGAGACCCAGGAUGCCAAUGAUCAACGAGGUCAUUGGAUGGGAUUUCAAUUUUGCGUUUAUGGAUUACGGCGAUCGAUGGAGGCAACAUCGGAAAUUAAUGCAUCAAUCCUUUCACCCAACGGCGGUGGAGCAUUUCCAUCCCCAACAGCUGCGAUCAGCCAGAAACCUCAUCCAGAAGCUUGCUACAAAGGACGAUAUCCUCUCCGAGCUUCGGCAAAUGGCUGGAGAAACGAUAAUGUCCAUCACAUACGGCCUCGACGUCCAGCCAGAGAACGACCCGUACAUCGAGAUCGCAGAGAAGGGCGUCCAAAUUCUCAUGCAGGCGGGCGUGCCAGGGGCGUUCCUAGUGGACGGGAUCCCUCUCCUCAAGUACGUGCCGUCAUGGUUCCCUGGCGCCUCGUUCAAGCGCAAGGCAAAGAAGUGGAGGGCGCUCUCGCAAGAGGUGCUGAAUCGCCCAUUUCAUGCUAUGGUCCAGGAGAUGGAACGCGGUUCACAGUGUAAAGUGUCUUUUGCCAGUGAUGGACUCCGAAAAAUGAAGUCAGGUCUGGGUGUCAUUUACACGGAGGAUAACGUUAAGUCUGUCGCUAGCGCGAUAUACCAAGCUGGGGCUGAUACGACUGUCGCCACGUUGGGAUUCUGCAUCCUCUCUCUCCUCGCUCACCCAGCACUAAUGAAGAAGGCGCAAGAGGAAAUCGAUUCAAUCACCGACGGAAUGCGACUUCCUGACUUCAGUGACGAGGGCUCUCUGCCUUAUAUUUCUGCCCUGAUCAAGGAAACACUAAGAUAUUGGACCCUUGCUCCUAUCACUGUUCCUCGUUUGUUGCACGUCGAAGAUGAGUACAAAGGCUGCCGACUGCCUGCCGGUUCUAUUAUCAUGCCCAACGCUUGGGCCAUGCUUCACAACGAGGACAUUUAUCUCGAUCCUUUCACCUUUAAUCCAGAGCGUUUCCUGACUGGAAACAAAACCGUGGAGCACAAUUUCAGUGCUUCAUGGGGAUUUGGAAGGCGGAUCUGUCCUGGGCGGUUCAUGGCCUUUUCUUCUGUUUGGAUCACUCUGGCAUCGAUUCUCGCCGUUUACGACAUUGAGAAGACCAUUGGACCUGAUGGCAAACCUAUCGAACCUUCAUACCAUUGCCCCUCUUCCCUUCUUUCGCUCCCGGAGCAUUUUCAGUGCAGAUUUAUUCCUCGAUCUAGCGUAACAGAACAAUUGUUGCUCCUCUCGAAGGAUGUACAAUGA